This is a messenger RNA of Aplosporella prunicola CBS 121167, 2235 nucleotides long. RefSeq lists its product as uncharacterized. The transcript is spliced from 2 exons. Gene Ontology annotation, molecular function: double-stranded DNA binding; 3'-tyrosyl-DNA phosphodiesterase activity; single-stranded DNA binding. Lineage: Eukaryota; Fungi; Ascomycota; Dothideomycetes; Botryosphaeriales; Aplosporellaceae. Bases 1 to 2094 code for a protein of 697 amino acids. The record is from RefSeq and is a predicted model, not a curated record. Gene Ontology annotation, cellular component: nucleus. Gene Ontology annotation, biological process: double-strand break repair; single strand break repair.
AUGGCGCACUCUCGCCACGACAGCAUCAGCAGCUACGAUAGUGACGACCUUGAUGCUGGGUUUGGGCGGCCUGCUAAGCGCGCGAGAGUAGCUGAUGGUGCUACUGCUACCGACGCGGUUGCUUCACUGACGAGUUUUGUACGCGAUAUCAAUCCGCCUGCGCGGGCUGGGAGCGCAGCAAUCUGCGACGAGGAUGCUGAAGCUGCGACGAGAGAUGGUGCCAGUGAUGCGGAGAGCACGACAGCAGAUGAGAGCGAGGCUGAGGAAGCGAUUCCAGCGCCGCUGGGCGAGACGGAGUUCGUGUCUUCGCCGAUAGAGUUGACGCGGAUCCGUGAUUUGCCUGCGGCAGCGAAUCGGGAUACCGUGAGCUUGGGGGAUAUCCUCUGUGAUCCGAUGAUUGCCGAGUGUUGGCAGUUCAACUACACCAUUGAUGUGGAUUUUAUUAUGGAGAACCUGGAUCCCGAUGUUAGGGAGAUGGUUAGGCUGAAGGUUGUCCAUGGGACUUGGAGGAAGGAGGAUCCGCAGUGGGUGAGGCUUGAGGAAUCCAAAAAACGGUACCCCAACCUCGAAGUCAUCCAAGCCUACAUGCCCGAACCAUUCGGCACCCAUCAUUCCAAAAUGAUGGUCCUCUUCCGCCAUGACGACAGCGCACAAGUCAUUAUCCACACAGCAAACAUGAUCCGCCAAGACUGGCGUAACCUUACGCAAGCCAUAUGGCGUUCCCCGCUCCUCCCCUUGCUGUCCAAACCCCCCAACAGUGCCAAAACCAGCAUUCCAACGCCCAGCAGCACGCAACAACCCCCUCCGCCUUCGCGCCCCCACCACCCCAUCGGUAGCGGCGCCCGCUUCCAAACUGACCUCCUCCGCUACCUCGCCGCAUACGGGCGCAGAACGCUUCCACUGCGCCAACAACUUCAGAAGUACGACUUCUCGGCCGUGCGCGCCGCCCUUGUCGCUAGUACACCCUCCCGCGUGAAGCUCGAUGAGUGCGAUCCCGCCGCGCACACCAGCUGGGGCUGGCCUGGCCUGCGCGAGGUCUUGCGCUGCAUUCCUAUCUGCGAUGCAUCUUCCUCUGCCUCUUCUCCCUCCAGCUCUUCCGUCAUAGCGCAAGUUUCCUCCAUCGCCACCCUCGGCCAGACAGACACCUGGCUGCGCCACUUCCACAACGUGCUCUCUAGCCACGCACCAACGGCACCAACGUCAACUAUGGCGACUCCGACACCUCCACCGCCGCGCCUCAAGAUCGUCUGGCCCACAGCCGACGAAGUCCGCACCAGUCUCGAUGGCUACGCCAGCGGCGCCAGCAUCCACCUCAAAGCCCAGAGCGCGGCGCAGAUGAAGCAGCUCGCGUAUCUACGGCCUAUGAUGUGUAGGUGGGCAGGCCAGCCUGCGGCACAACUCGCCACGCCGCCCAGCAGUGGCGGCAGUAACGGUAUCAGCGGUGCUGUUGGUAGCAGUGAAAGAGGAGGAGAAGGAAGAGGAAGCGGUGCAGCGCUCCGCGGCCCCGCCGCCCCGCACAUCAAGACGUACACGCGCGUCUCGGGCGGCAGCCACCACCAACGCGUCGAGUGGGCGCUGCUGACGUCGGCGAACCUGUCGACGCAGGCGUGGGGCGCGCUGCCUACGGCUCCGAAGCCGAAGUCUGGCGGCAGCAGCAACAGCAGCAGCAGAAACACGAAGAAAGCCAGUGAAGACGAAGACGAGACGGGCAAGGACGUCCGCGUCUGCAGCUACGAGAUCGGCGUUGUGUUGUGGCCGGCGCUGUGGAGCCGCGAUGGCGCGGACGCGGCUAUGGUGCCUGUGUUUGGGCGGAACGUGCCUUGCGCUGGUGACGUUGGCGGCGUUGACGAUGAUGGCGAGGGUGGUGGACGCGGAGGAGGAGGAGGUGGUGGUAGUAGUAGUGGUAGCAGUAGUAGCAGUGGUAGCAGGGGUGGAGAAAGCGCAGAGAAAAGGGCAAGUGUCGUUGUCGGCUGGCGCGCGCCGUAUGAUGUCCCGCUGGCGGCGUACUCGGAGACCGACGAGCCGUGGUGUCCCGGACGGGAGUAUCAGGGCGUGGAUGUGAAGGGCUGUGUUUGGCAGGGGUGGGGUGCGUGAGGUAGGUACUAAGGGAGUGUGAGAUGGCUGGGAUGAUGGGCGGGAUGAGCCAUCAGGAUAUAGCUGUUAUGUAAAUAUUUGAUAGGCUCUACGAGUGGUGACUGGAUGGCAGCUUAAUACUACAAUACCUAGACCUCCGCC